GGGCGGAGCUCUGCGCAGCCAGAACCCACCGGGUCCUUCUGCAGAGCUCGGGGUCCGUCUGCCCCGCGCCGGAGGGGCGUCCCGGGUGCCCUGCGGUGCUGGGGCAUGUGGAGGGGCCGCCGACGGUAGCCGGGAUGCCGGAAGGGCCGUCUGUGAGGAAAUUUCAUUAUUUGGUCACCCCCUUUGUGGGCCAGCAAGUGGUCAAGACAGGGGGCAGCAGUAAGAAGCUACACCCUCCGGACCUCCAGUCUCUGUGGCUCCUGGACACCCAGGUCCAUGGAAAGAAAUUAUUCCUUAGGUUUGAUCCAGAUGAGGAAACAGAGACCCCUGACCACAACCCACUGCCAGAACCCCUAGGAGAAGGAUUGCAGAAGGAAGAUGCUUCAUGCCAAAAGCAGGCCAUAGGGCCCAAUGGGCUGAAAAUCUCUGAUGGAUCCUCAGAGCUUGUCGUUCCCAAGGCAGAUGAUGGUUUGGAGUAUUCCCAGGGAGAUGCCCCUGCAGGAGGUGCUGAGCGCUGGCUGGAAGUCCGCUUUGGCUUGUUUGGCAGCAUUUGGGUGAAUGAGUUCUCCAGAGCGAAGAAAGCCAACAAGAGGGGUGACUGGAGGGAUCCUGUUCCAAGGUUGGUCUUACACUUUGGUGGUGGAGGCUUCUUAGCAUUUUAUAAUUGUCAGAUGUCUUGGAGUUCUUCCCCAGUGGUCAGACCCACCUCUGACAUCUUGUCUGAAAAGUUUCAUCGAGGACAAGCCUUGGAAGCUCUAGGCCAAGCUCAGCCUGUCUGCUAUACACUGUUGGACCAGAGAUACUUCUCAGGGUUAGGGAACAUCAUUAAGAAUGAAGCCUUGUACAGAGCUGGGGUCCAUCCCCUUUCUCUUGGCUCCCACCUGAGUCCGUCACGUCUGGAGGCCCUUGUGGAUCACGUGGUGGAGUUCAGUACCAACUGGCUGCAGGACAAACUCCAGGGUGAACAACAGCACACGCAGGUCUACCAGAAAGAACAGUGCCCUUCUGGGCACCAGGUCAUGAAGGAAGCAUUCGGACCCCCAGGUGGGUUCCAGAGGCUCACCUGGUGGUGCCCUCAGUGCCAGCCCCGGGUGCCACCUGAGGAGCCUGAGCAGCUCUAGCUCUUCUAAGGAACUCGGGAACCUUCUCUACAGAACCUGGCACUUUGGAAACAGUGAUUCUUAAGUGUCCAGAAAGGAGAGUAUGGCAGGGAUGGGGUCUGGGCACAGAGGGGCUGGGGAGAUGUCAGUAUUGUUGAUGUUCAUCACACUGGAGUGAUGUCUAAGGCAGUUUUCAUAGAGUUAGAUUUUUGCCCUUUUCUGGUGAAUUCUCUUUUUUUAUUCUACUAUUGUGAAUGAUGAGAAAAAUCAUGACAAUGGAUAAGAGGAGAACCUCCUGGAACGAUAGUGGAGCAGUGCAUACAGAUGCCUGUGGGAAAUAGCCACGCUUCCAACAUUGCUUUGUAGGUGUUACGUUUUGUUUUGAUUUUGUUUUUUAAAUAUUUAUUUUUAAGGGCUUACAUUCUUUGUUCUCCUGGACAGACCCAGGGAGGAGGAUAGAGUAGCUUGAGGAGUACUGUGUUUCAGCCACCUGUCAUUCUCAUGGGAUGAGGCAUCAGUGGUGACAGGACCUGGCUGCCUUCCCAGUAUGCUCGGUGGCCUUUAGAGAAGAGCUACAUGUUUACCCUUAAGUUGAUAUAUUUGUAACUAUGAUAGGCUGAACAAUUCAGUCCAUUGGGUGGUUGGCCUUAGUCAGAUGAAACUAGAACAGUGACAUGAAAAUGAAGCUCUUUAUUAUUUUAUGUUGUCAUUUUUAUUUGGCAAUAAAGGGUCUUAAAUUGUAAAUAAG
Molecule: messenger RNA, 1848 nt
Organism: Tupaia belangeri chinensis (Chinese tree shrew)
Lineage: Eukaryota; Metazoa; Chordata; Mammalia; Scandentia; Tupaiidae
Gene: NEIL2
Product: nei like DNA glycosylase 2
Exons: 5
Coding region: 135-1121 (328 amino acids)
Biological process (GO): base-excision repair
Cellular component (GO): nucleus
Molecular function (GO): DNA N-glycosylase activity; DNA-(apurinic or apyrimidinic site) endonuclease activity; damaged DNA binding
Source: RefSeq, a predicted model, not a curated record